Dentiscutata heterogama is the source of this 552-nucleotide messenger RNA. Lineage: Eukaryota; Fungi; Glomeromycota; Glomeromycetes; Diversisporales; Gigasporaceae. The record is from the annotation of a GenBank genome assembly.
AUGUUGCCCAAAAAGCGAAAUACUCAUUUAAAAAAAGCUCGACAGGCAAAAAAGUUAAAAUAUUUCAACAAAUCUGAGUCCUCUGUAGUAACAAAUAAUAAUAACAUUGAAGUAGAAUCAGAAUUAAUAUUAAACCAAAAUUUUAAUACAUUAAAUACUGCAAUAUAUAUUCCUUAUGAUUUGUCUGAGUCUGAAUCUAAUGAGUCUGAAUCUGAUGAGUCUGAAUCUAAUGAGUCUGAAUCUAAUGAGUCUGAAUCUAAUGAGUCUGGAUUAGAAUCUGAGAAUUUAUUUCAAGAAUUACAAUAUUCAACUAAAUUAGAAUUUAAAUUGCGACAAGAAUUACAUUCAAAAGUAAAUACACCUACUCAAAAAAUACAACCACAACCAGUUACAACAUCUAAAAUUAAAGAAAUUCGUGAAAAAUUAAAAGAUAAAAAGAUAUCAAAUUAUGAAGAUAAAAAUACAAAACAAGAUGAAAAUACCGGAACAGAAGCAGCUAAGUCAUUAUUAAAUUCUUUAUUAAAUAAGACUAAUAAUUCUGGUCUUAAUUAA